UCGCCCCUGGGGCCAACGCAACCGAUCGCCGAGCGCCGAUCGAAGGUGCAGGUUUCCAAAGCUUUCCAAACUCACCACAGAUGCACGAAAGAGACGUCGCCGCCGCCGUGUAAUAAAAGAAGCAAAUUUGACUUCGUCUGGGGCUUUGGUGUCAGAGAGGGGUUCGAGAAAUUGUGCGCGGCAUCGUAGCAAACAGUGUAAAUGGAGCUUUGAUAGCGAUCGGAAGGACAAAACUUGCUCUCCGCCGUCCAACUCCAAACAAGUGUUUUUUCCCAACAGUGUGUUAUCGAAAAAAGACCAACUCUGAAAAACUGUGCUGCAACGGACACUUACUGAUUGAAUCCCAAGUCCAACAUAAGAUGGCAAAACUAUUUGUGGUUUUUGCCGUUUUGGCUUUGGCGGCCUUUAACGAAGCCAGAGCCAGCGAAAGCGAUCCGCUGCUGAGAUUCAGGCGACAGGCCACCACCGAGGAGGCCAAGAAGGAGGAGUCCUUCGAGAAGGAGCUCUGCAAGGACAAGGACGCCGGCGAGUGGUUCCGCCUGGUGGCCGGAGAGGGCGACAAUUGUCGCGACGUCAUCCAGUGUACCUCAUCGGGUCUGCAAGCCAUUCGUUGCCCUGCUGGCCUGUACUUCGACAUUGAGAAGCAGACUUGCGAUUGGAAGGAGUCGGUGAAGAACUGCAAGUCCAAGAACAAGGAGCGCCGUGUGAAGCCUCUGCUGCACACGGACGAGCCUUUGUGCCAGGACGGAUUCCUUGCCUGCGGCGAUGGAAACUGCAUUGAGCGCGGUCUCUUCUGCAACGGCGAGAAGGAUUGCUCAGAUGGAUCCGACGAGAACACCUGUGAUAUCGACAACGAUCCCAACCGCGCCCCGCCCUGCGACCCCACCGUGUGCGUCCUGCCCGACUGCUUCUGCUCGGAGGACGGCACCUCGAUCCCCGGCGACUUGCCCGCCAAGGACGUGCCCAUGAUGAUCACCAUCACCUUCGACGACGCCAUCAACAACAACAACAUCGAGCUGUACAAGGAGAUGUUCAAGAACCGCAAGAACCCCAACGGGUGCGACAUCAAGGCCACCUACUUCGUGUCCCACAAGUACACCAACUACUCGGCGGUGCAGGAGACGGCCCGCAAGGGACACGAGAUCGCCGUGCACUCGAUCACGCACAACGACGAGGAGCGCUUCUGGUCGAACGCCACGGUCGACGACUGGGCCAAGGAGAUGGCCGGCAUGAGGAUCAUCACGGAGAAGUUCGCCAACAUCACGGACAACUCGGUGGUGGGCGUGCGAGCCCCCUACCUGCGGGUGGGCGGCAACAACCAGUUCACCAUGAUGGAGGAGCAGGCCUUCCUCUACGACUCCACCAUCACGGCUCCGCUGUCGAAUCCGCCACUGUGGCCCUACACCAUGUACUUCAGGAUGCCCCAUCGCUGCCACGGCAACCUGCAGAGCUGCCCCACCCGGUCCCACGCCGUCUGGGAGAUGGUGAUGAACGAGCUGGACCGCCGCGAGGACCCCGCCAACGAUGAGUACCUGCCCGGAUGCGCCAUGGUGGACUCCUGCUCGAACAUCCUGACCGGCGACCAGUUCUACAACUUCCUGAACCACAACUUCGACCGCCACUACGACCAGAACCGCGCUCCCCUGGGCCUGUACUUCCACGCCGCCUGGCUGAAGAACAACCCCGAGUUCCUCGACGCCUUCCUCUACUGGAUCGACGAGAUCCUGGCCAACCACAACGACGUCUACUUCGUGACCAUGACCCAGGUUAUCCAGUGGAUGCAGAACCCGCGCACCAUCAGCGAGGUCAAGAACUUCGAGCCCUGGAGGGAGAAGUGCGUGGUGGAGGGCAAGCCCGCCUGCUGGGUGCCCAACACCUGCAAGCUGACCUCCAAGGAGGUUCCCGGGGAGACCAUCAACCUGCAGACCUGCGUGCGGUGCCCCAACAACUACCCAUGGGUCAGCGAUCCCACUGGCGAUGGUUUCUUCUAAGUCAGCGGUCUUAGUCCCACCCAAACCCGAACUUAGGCCCAGGCCUAGGCCCACACCUCACACCAAACCCUAAGCUCUAUCCCAACACACUCACUCGAUCGAUUAUCGACUAUUUGAAUUUCCUGCAAGACUUUUACGAGUGUACUCUCUUUUGACUGACUUCGAGGAGCAAGUCUUUGCUGUGUUACGGUUACGUUAAACAACAUGAAAAUUCGACACGGAAACCCACAAAAGAUAUUCAAAACUGCAAGCCCCAACAUCCGAACUUGUGUUUACACUCUUUUUGUAGUUUUACGUUAAUUUGUACGUGUAUAUUUAAAUAAAAACAAAAAAUAAAACGAAAAAACCACAAAAAAUCAAGAAAACAAA
Drosophila takahashii is the source of this 2360-nucleotide messenger RNA. It is a transcript of the gene serp, whose product is annotated as chitin deacetylase-like protein serp. Gene Ontology annotation, molecular function: chitin binding; hydrolase activity, acting on carbon-nitrogen (but not peptide) bonds; protein binding. Gene Ontology annotation, cellular component: extracellular region. The record is from RefSeq and is a predicted model, not a curated record. NCBI's taxonomy places the organism in Eukaryota, Metazoa, Arthropoda, Insecta, Diptera, Drosophilidae. Gene Ontology annotation, biological process: carbohydrate metabolic process.